Ambispora gerdemannii is the source of this 897-nucleotide messenger RNA. NCBI's taxonomy places the organism in Eukaryota, Fungi, Glomeromycota, Glomeromycetes, Archaeosporales, Ambisporaceae. The record is from the annotation of a GenBank genome assembly.
AUGGUUGGAUUAGUGAACAAGUCGCUUUUAUUGGACUCAAGUCCAGUUGGUCCAAAUGGUGCAGCUUUUAUUGGCCCAAAUGUUGCAUAUAAACAAAAUAAAUGGACUACAAUUUUCUCAUGUCUCCAAUUCGUUAAUAUGAAUACUACAAUAUCUGAAAAAUUAAAUUCCCAGGCUAAUAACGAUAAUGGAGGAUCGGAAUUAUGUGCUGUAUGCGCAACCGGUGUUAUUAGCAAUGGAUCUGUCACACUCGCGAUAUUAUGGAUUCUGGCGAAAAAGAAUGCAAAUGGCAUCGAUACAUGUUUGGUCCUGAAUUUAUUAAUCGCGGAUUGGUUGCAGAGUAUGGGUUUUAUUAUGAGUUUGUAUUGGGUGGCAAUAAAUGAAAUUACGCCUGGUUUGUAUUGUAAUAUUCAAGGGGUGAUUAUGAGUAUUGGAGGGAUGGGAUCAGUCUCUUGGGUGACACUGAUUACAAUAUACACGUUUCUAGUAGUAGUCUACUCAAAACAACCAAAAAAAUAUUACGCAAUACUAUCAAUACCAAUAGUUUGGUUGACAGCAAUAUUUCUGUCACUCACAUACCUGCUAGUUCAAAAACCCGAAAAACCUUUUUUCGCAACCGUCGGUGGAAAUAGUACUUUUUGCUGGAUAGCUGACGAAUACGACAGAUCUUGGGUUUAUAUCAUUUACAUGUCAAUCCUGCUGUCGUCAAUAGCUCUCAUCAUUAUUUUACAUGGCAUAAUGUUUUGCUUUAUAUAUCGGUAUUCGACAAGAGCGAUGUUUCGUAGAACAGCUGUGAAGUUGAUUCUUUACUCUGUGUGUUAUGUCAUGCUUACUUUGCCGCUUUGUUCCUAUCUGCUUUCUGGUCAUUUUGGAUUACCGACCCCUUAUCCAUUGUAG